UCAAUUCGAGUUCAGUGUGCGCGGAAGCACUUCCUUUCCUUUUCUAGUUUUGUUGUGCUACGAAUCAAACAUGGCCAAAGCACCGAAGGAGAAAAUUAGCGCCGUUCAGGUUUUCGGUCGUAAGAAAACGGCCACCGCUGUUGCCUACUGCAAGCGCGGAAAGGGACUGCUUCGUGUGAACGGUCGUCCGCUGGAGCAGGUUGAACCGAAAAUGCUGCGCUACAAGCUGCAGGAGCCUAUGCUUUUGCUGGGCAAGGAGAAGUUCGCCGGUGUUGACAUCCGUAUCCGUGUGAACGGUGGUGGUCACGUCGCCCAGAUCUACGCCAUCCGCCAGGCCAUCUCCAAGGCUCUGGUUUCGUUCUACCAGAAGUAUGUUGAUGAGGCGUCGCGCAAGGAACUGAAGGACAUCCUGACGCAGUACGACCGAACGCUGCUGGUUGCUGACCCGCGUCGCUGCGAGCCGAAGAAGUUCGGUGGUCCAGGUGCCCGCGCCCGCUACCAGAAGUCGUACCGUUAAGGCACCACACAGUGUCCUGUUUUGUAUACUCGUCCGGUUUAUCAUCGCCACUAUCGAACCCAUCGGGAUCAAUCCAUGGUGGACGCCGGCUGAGGCUGUCAUUGUUUAGCGCAGUCGAUGGAAGUGUUAAACUGGGCGAUAGACAACACGGGAAUUAUUUCUCCAUAAGAUUACGAGUGUUUUGCUUUAUGCAAACGUGAAAUGAAGGUGAAUAAAUCGUAAACAUCUGUACAAUCUUA
Messenger RNA from Anopheles coustani, 756 nucleotides. It is a transcript of the gene RpS16, whose product is annotated as small ribosomal subunit protein uS9. NCBI's taxonomy places the organism in Eukaryota, Metazoa, Arthropoda, Insecta, Diptera, Culicidae. The record is from RefSeq and is a predicted model, not a curated record. The transcript has 3 exons. Gene Ontology annotation, cellular component: ribosome; cytosolic small ribosomal subunit. Gene Ontology annotation, molecular function: RNA binding; structural constituent of ribosome. Bases 71 to 517 code for a protein of 148 amino acids. Gene Ontology annotation, biological process: translation; maturation of SSU-rRNA from tricistronic rRNA transcript (SSU-rRNA, 5.8S rRNA, LSU-rRNA).